Photinus pyralis (common eastern firefly) is the source of this 2220-nucleotide messenger RNA. RefSeq lists its product as uncharacterized. The transcript has 2 exons. Gene Ontology annotation, biological process: proteolysis. The record is from RefSeq and is a predicted model, not a curated record. NCBI's taxonomy places the organism in Eukaryota, Metazoa, Arthropoda, Insecta, Coleoptera, Lampyridae. The coding region runs from base 236 to 1738 and encodes 500 amino acids. Gene Ontology annotation, molecular function: aspartic-type endopeptidase activity; nucleic acid binding; zinc ion binding.
UUGAGGCAGACGAGGCGUUCUGGUGAAAUUGUGAUAUCGAGAUAAGUUAAUAAAAUAAGUAAAACUAUUCUGUGGUGUUUUGUAUUUUCCGGCAACAAAUCAGAAGCGGGACUGACCCACAGCAGGCGGCUUACCAUUCAGACGAAAACGUGGUGGUGGCGAAUUAAGGCGGGCGGCGGCGCUGGUGGUUUUUGGGGAGGUUAGAAAUAGUACCAGGUUUACGGCGGGGCAGGCGAUGUCCGACGAUGACGCGAUGUCUCUGGAAGCUGGCGAACUUCCCGGGGAGUCGCGGGAGUCAGUUGAACGCAGCAGGUUGGCAGAGGAAGUGGCGCGCCAACUGAUGAGCGGAGGCUUUGCCGAUCAGAUGCUAAGGGCAUUCGAAAGACGGGCAUCUUUGGUCUUGGGGGACUUGGCGUUGGCUCCCCAACCGAAACCGCAGGCGGCGGCCAGCGAGGCGAGUGGUUCCACAACGGGCACUGAGAUGAAGUUCAGCUCAAAGAAGGCGUGGGACCUAGUAGAGCCGUUUGACCCUGAUGCUAAGGAGGCGUCCAUCAGCAGAUGGGUCUCCCGACUGGACAUGUUGGCGGAGAUGCACGGCUGGUCGGGAAAGCAAAAGGUGUUGGCGAGCCAGGCGAGGUUGGACGGCGCGGCGAAGCGUUGGUUCCACCGCCUGGACCAUAUUAAUUUUGAGUGGCCGGAAUGGUGUGACCGACUGAAGGCGGCGUUCCCGAUGAGGACUAAUUUCGGCGAACUCAUCGAGGAACUGGCGAACCGGCGUAAACGGUCAGGCGAAACGAUGACCGAGUACUACCGUGACAAGUUGGCGCUAUGUGUACGAGCUGGCAUCUCAGGCGAGAAUGCAGUCUCGUGCAUCAUACACGGAUUACCGGAGACCUACCGGGCAAAUGCAUACGCGGCGAAGUGUGCUUCCCCGGAGGCUCUCUAUAACGAUUUGUUGGCAGGUUUGGAGUCCUGUCGGGAAGGAACGCCAGCGGCAAAGGCACCCGGCCCGAGGACCCUGAGCCAGCGGCUUGGUACGGCGACCAGGCCUACGAAACGGGAGCACUCUCCGCCUACGGCGCCGGCGGGACCUAGGCUUGUGAGGUGCUUCAACUGCCAAGAGAUGACCACCCACAUGAGUAGGGAUUGCCCCUUGGAGCGGAAGGAGAGGUGUCGGCAAUGUGGUGAGGCGAACCAUGUGUGGGUGAACUGUCCCCGGCGGAAGGAGGCGACGCGAACAGGACCACGGGUGGACGGCGCGUCGAAAAAGGUGAGUUUCCUUUUGAAGGCGACAGACACGUUCGCUAAGAAGGCGCUUGUGAAUGGUUGCCCUGUCAAGGCGUACAUUGACUCGGGUAGCGAGCGUUCUAUCCUUACCCUGGCGGCGGCGAGACGUUUAGGGUUAGGUAAAAGGCGGGAAGGCACAGGCGUCGUGCUCAGCGGGUUUGGCGGUGGCCAAGUUGUGGCGCUGGGCGAGGCGUGGUUCACGGCGGAAGUGGACGGGAUUGACCUGGAAGUUAAGGCGUUAGUGGCGGACGUCGAUGUGGGCGAUAUCGAGCUUCUUUUGGGUCAGUCGAGUCUCUACGUACCAGGUGUUACAAUGGUGGUGCGGGAUGGCAAGGCGUUGCUAAGCAACGAAGGCGAUAUUACGGCGUUCCUAGGGCGACUCACGCUGGCGGAGCGUGGGAGUGAUAAGUUCGAGGUGCGAUUGGCGGCAGGUAUGAUCUGUCCACCAUAAUCUAUUGCGGCGGCGGUCGUGGAGGUUGUGGGCGGCGUUCCCGGUGGCAAGGUAAGGAUCGACGAGCGGCGUGUGUGCACGGCGGCAUACAGUUACGUUUUGAGUCGUUCCUUCAUCGCGGCGGACAGACCGGACCUGAUCCCGAUUAGGAACUGUGGCGACGCAUUUCUGAGUUGGGAAAAGGGACGAUUGGUGGCGAGGGCAGAGACGUACCUGGAGGACGAAAGUAUACAGGUGAAUGUUAUAGCGACAUCGGCAUGUUUGGAUGACCUAACAGGCGUGAAUGUUGGUGGCGUGGAUGACUGGGCGAAGUCGAGAUUGAUUGAGGUGUUGCGAGCAAGGAGAGAUUGUUUUUCAGCGGGCGACCUGGAUGUUGGUCUGACUCAUCUGGGCGAGAUGAAAAUCAAACUGUCGACUGACGUUCCGGUACACUAUCGGCCGUAUAGGUUGGCACAUACGGAAAGGGCGUUGGUGAGGCGAAA